GCCUGCGAUUCAAUCGAAUGUCAACGGCGUGGAGACAUGCGCGAUGGAGACCCAGGACAUUGUCAAGGGUAUCGCAGUUGUCAGCAACGAAGGGAUAUCGGCCGGAGCAAACACUACAGACUGUGCAGUGGUCCUUGCGGCAAUUUGUGAGCAGACUGCAGACAUGAUGAUGGAUGGUGAGGCCAGUGGGAAUGAUGCAGGGUGUGUUGUUGCAGACGAGAAUGUGGUCAGGACGUCGGCAGGAACUCUCUUCCCCUAUGACAUCAAUUGGGUGCCUGGUCGUCUUCAACCGGGUAUCGUUGGAGGAGCGUCGUGCUUCGCGUUCAAAGUCAAUGGGGAAUGGGUUCCAUAUCCCGCCCCCAAAGCGACGUCGUGGAGGGGCGUGACUCUGUCAAUCAUCUUCGACAGAGUGCUGAGGUUGAACGAUGAGGUGAGCGCUGACGACAAAUCGCGGCAUGUGUUGAAACUGUGGCAUGUUCUAGACGCGAAGGGCGAGUUGAGGCUCAAUGAUUUUGAAUACGACAGUGUUGACUGCGGAGAGUCAUGGGUGAUUGGCGGGUUGGACACUGCAGCGAGUUCGGUUUGCCCACAGACUGAUGCCAGGAGGGAUCCACGGUGGGGUUGGGUGCCACAUGACGCCCCGCUUCUUUGUGGCCGUGUGAAGGUGCCGAUGCGUGAUGCCAUGGGGAACGUAUGGACCACGUGUUAUAUAAACGGCAGCUUCUCAUCUAGGCACCUGAAGAGGGAGGUGACUGAAGAGGAGAAGAUGGCGAUGGCUUGUCCCACCCCUGCUGCUCGUUGUUUUUCGCCGCCUCUUCGGAACCCUGUGGAGCUCGAGGUGGCAGAGGGGAAACCGGCAACAGUUGAUGGCAAGGUGACCAUGGCAGCGAAACUGCAGACAGGCCAUUGGCUACCCUUGGGGUGGAUGCAUGCAGGCAUGGUGGAGCAGUGGCAGUUCCUGGUGGUAGUGGCACGUGUCUCCAUUUUCAAUGCAGAUGUGAAGGACCACGUGCUGGUUGUGGAACAUGCAAAGCGAUGCUGGGAGAAGAUAAGGGAGGAGGACCGUCAGAUGGCGUGCAUGGGUUACGACUCCAUGCCAGACCAGGGGAUGUGGUCCAUGGUUGAGGGGAGUCCAGGUGGGCAAGGGCAGGGCGAUGGCGAGAACAGAGACGAUGCAGAGCACAGAGAUGAUGCAGAGGAGGAGGAUGAGGAAGAGUACGAGGGGUGUGACGUGGAGGUGAGCGGCAGCGACGUCAGCAGCGACGAAGAGGACGACGACAAUGAUGUGUACUACGAUCUCAAGACGGCCUGUGGACAAGUAACCAAAGGUUGGGCACAUGCAAUCCUCAAGUUGGCACGAGUAUUUCCCGAUCCGCACAACGUGCUGCGUGUGGUGUUCAAGGGGGCGACACCUGAUGGUGCAAUGCAGUAUGCUGCAGUGACCAGCAUAAUGCAAUCCUGCAACAAGGGGAAAAAAUGGUCACGUGUCGGCAAGGGAUGGUUUGUUCUGGACUACCCAGAGCGAUGUGCGCUGACGAAUGUGAAGUUUGGUGUAUGCCCUACAUGCAAUGUGUUGAAAACGGACCUCGAUGUCGUGGCCGAUUUCAUGGACAACAGGAGAUCCCAGACGCUGGAAACUCAACUCGCAGCAGCUGUGUUCACGGCGGACGAUGAUGACGUGCGCCGUGCGGCGGAAGGGCGAAUGGCGAAGGUGGACAUGCAUAGGCAUGUUGAACAGAACGGCCUUUGGGGGUUCUACAGGGGGCCGAGUGGCGAUGAUCCUCAGCUAGACUACCACCUUGCAUUGCAACCAGACCGUAGACACACGAUCGAACACGGCAUAUUCCUGCACAUGAUCGACGCAUUCAGGGCGGCAGCCUUUGAGAAGUUGCCGAACACACCGCAAACAGAGAUCCUGAACGAACUCGAUGCGAGAUUGCAAUGCGUUAUGGAGACAAUCGAUAUUAGAGGGUCUGACGACAGGCACAGCGGACCCCAAGUGGAAGAAGAGGAGGAACACGACCGUUCCGCACCAGAGAAGUCAGAUGGUGCGGAGGACAAGGAACCAGGAAACGAGGGAGACGACAACGAUUCUUCCCGCAGACAAUCGCAAGACACCGAUGAGGACGACGACAGCGACGGCAAGUCGGCCAGCGAGAGAACCGGCGAAGACCAGAGCGCCGCUUCGAAAAGAGGUGGUUCGCCAUUUCCUUCGAGGACGCUGCGCAGAGAAGGAGAACGGCAGACACGCAAUGGCAGCGACACCGAGGAGCGUGUCGGUGACAGACAAAUCGUACAGCACAUCAGCGCCGCCGAAAAAGUGCGCGCAAGCGGCGGAGCCGUGCAAGGACCGAAGGACGAGGGCGCCACAUUCGCGAAGAAAAUAAAGGGCAAGCUGUUGCGUUCCGUCGCCGAAGCCUUUGCGUUCUCUGCGGCAAACGAGGCAACUCUGUACCCGACAGAGGACCCGUUUUUCACGGCGGUGCAAGUGACGGCGAAACUGGCAGGGGAAACAGCAGAGGAAGGGCUGCGGUCUCACAUAGCAGAGUGCGGGAUUCGAGCUGUCAUAGGGGAAUGCAACAGAAUGAUGACGACGAUCCGCGGAGAGAUUACAUGGCAGCUGAAACAUUGGUUUUGGGCUGAAAAAGGGAUUCCGCUCGUCGGAUCGCAGCAAACGGACCACCACCUCCCCGCUCGCAACAAGAUGCGCACCGAGAUGAAGGAGAACAAGACGUGGAGACGGAGCGGCGACGAUCCGUGGGGCGCUCCCGCCUUCAAGACGGCACUCUUAAAAGUUUUUCAGAUGAGGAAGGAAGGCCGGAACCUGGGCGUCACCCUGCAGCAACUGGUUUUUGCGGAGAUGGUCAUUCAAUGUGAGAUAGAACAGACAACGAAGACGACACGAGCUGCGGAGCAGAUAGAAAAAUUGGUAUCUAUAAAGCAGGCAAUCGUCUCAUCUCUCCGUAGCCGAGACACGGUAAUGAGUUUUUUCGUCUUCAAACUGGACCGUUCCGUAUCCGUGGCUGAGAAGGCAGCAACGCUCUUUCGCUCUGGCACGCCAUCUGUCCAAAGGCCUGGGCCUCCAAGCACCACAAUAACGGAUGACGAUUACGACAUCGAGUUUAUUCUCCCUCAGAGUACAGCAUCCGGAGACGGGGAUAGGCGCACCGACAGUCUGUGCGCCGCACCCUGAACAACGAGGGACAGUUUGGCGACAUUUCGAAAUGGAAGGGAAAAUGCGGGGCAAUGACCAAACG
This is a messenger RNA of Chara braunii, 3257 nucleotides long. The record is from the annotation of a GenBank genome assembly. NCBI's taxonomy places the organism in Eukaryota, Viridiplantae, Streptophyta, Charophyceae, Charales, Characeae.